Messenger RNA from Arabis nemorensis, 219 nucleotides. NCBI's taxonomy places the organism in Eukaryota, Viridiplantae, Streptophyta, Magnoliopsida, Brassicales, Brassicaceae. The record is from the annotation of a GenBank genome assembly.
AUGCUAAAUCCGGAUGCCUCCUUCGUCGAUGUGGUUAUCCAUAAUCGCAUCUUUUGUAUUCGAGGUUGUGGUGACGACGGUGAACGAGGUUUUGUAGAGACUGGUCUUGGUUACGACGGAGCAGAAGAAAAUUUCGGUCAUGGCUCCGGCAUGUUGGCGGUGGUUGGCGGGGGACGUGGUCUGAGACUAAAGAUGGAUAAGGGCAAAAUUGGGAACUGA